Messenger RNA from Zeugodacus cucurbitae (melon fly), 884 nucleotides. RefSeq names its product splicing regulator SDE2. The record is from RefSeq and is a predicted model, not a curated record. NCBI's taxonomy places the organism in Eukaryota, Metazoa, Arthropoda, Insecta, Diptera, Tephritidae. Bases 126 to 845 code for a protein of 239 amino acids. Gene Ontology annotation, cellular component: nucleus. The transcript is spliced from 2 exons.
GUGAAGUAAAACCCAUCUCACAUUCAAGUGACUGAAAAUAUAAAUAUAAACAUUUGUGUUAUUAUUUACUCAUUGAUAAAUCAGCAGCAAUACGAACAAGGUUAAUUAUCAAGACAUAAUAAAAUAUGGCAUUUAUUUAUUUGAAUAAGGAACUACUACUCAAAACCAAUGUUGAAAAUUGCUUAGAUAUCAAACAAUUGAUUUCCCAAAAAUGUGGUUUAUUACCAAAUGAAAUAUAUCUGGAAAAGAAUGGGCGUCGAUUAACGUUGGAUGACAAGAUUUCUGGUGUGGCGCAAUGUCGUGUAUGCAUUUUGGGUGGCAAAGGUGGAUUUGGUUCUAUGUUACGUGCCAUUGGUGCACAAAUAGAAAAGACAACAAACAGAGAAGCAUGUCGUGAUCUUAGCGGGCGUCGUUUACGGGAUAUCAAUGAAGAAAAGCGUCUUAAAGCAGUUUUGGAGAAAAUGGGAGAUUUAGAACGCGAAUCACAGGAACGGAAAAAGCGCAAAAUUGAAAAAUUACUUUCAGUUCCUAAGCAUGAUUUUAAAGACGCGGAGUACGAAGAUGCCAGAGCUAAGUUAGAGGACAAAGUAAACAGCGCGGUGGAAGAAGGUCUUAAAAAGAAUGAUAAUAAGCCCAGUAGCAGUUCGGAAUCGUUGAAACGUAAGCACACACAAACGAGCAAAGCUGAUCCUAAAAAGAAGAAAAAUGCUUUAUGGAUUGACGACGAUCUUUUGAACUCGGAUGAAAGUAGCAGUGAAGAUUCUUCUGAUGAAUCAAAUGUACAAAAAGUAGUAGUUGUUAAAAAAACGGACACAGUGUCUAAAGAACCCAAUGCUGCAAAAUAAAGAAAAUUUGUGAAAAUAAAAAAAAAUUGGAAAGUUUAA